Molecule: messenger RNA, 1974 nt
Organism: Vanrija pseudolonga
Lineage: Eukaryota; Fungi; Basidiomycota; Tremellomycetes; Trichosporonales; Trichosporonaceae
Gene: ent1
Product: Epsin-1
Exons: 6
Coding region: 386-1816 (476 amino acids)
Biological process (GO): actin filament organization; endocytosis
Cellular component (GO): plasma membrane; clathrin vesicle coat; endosome
Molecular function (GO): phospholipid binding; clathrin binding
Source: RefSeq, a predicted model, not a curated record
GCACAGCUCCUAAUCAUUAAUACUAAUAGUGACUGCGCAAGCCAUUUUACAUUACCUGCUGCGACCUACCCACCCAACCGGCAGUGACGCCACCAGCCAUUUCACGCACCGUCCGCCGCCCGCUACACCUCCCCCCCUUCCCUCCACAACCGAGAGGGCUCGCGUCGUCGUCGUUGCUGCUUUGCUUCACAUCCAUCCAACCCUCCAACACUACUCUUUGUACAUUCUCCGUCUCUCUUACAAGAGACUAGCACCAAGACCAUGGCGCAGUCCCUGCAGCACUUCCCUCCGGGUGGCCAAGAACUACACCAAAGGUUACACGGACACGCAGACCAAGGUCCGAGACGCAACCUCGAACGAUCCUUGGGGACCGUCGGGCACCCAGAUGAACGAGAUUGCGCAGUUGACGUACAACCAGAGCGACUUUGUCGAGAUCAUGGAGAUGCUCGACAAGCGUCUCAACGACAAGGGCAAGAACUGGCGCCAUGUCUUCAAGGCGCUCACCGUCCUCGACUACUGCCUUCAUGCCGGAUCUGAGAACGUCGUCAUCUACUUCAAGGACAACUUGUACAUCAUCAAGACGCUCAAGGAGUUUGUCUAUGUCGACGACCAGGGCAAGGACGUCGGCCACAAUGUCCGCCAGAAGGCAAAGGACAUUACGAACCUGUUGCAGGACGAGGAGAGACUUCGGUCGGAGAGGAGGUCUCGUGGUGCUAUGCGUGACCGCAUGCUCGGCAACCUGGCGGAGAGCGGCUUGCGUGGAGAGGACGACUAUGGUGGACCGCGCCGCCGUCACUCGAACGAUGGACCUACACCGGCCAGCCGCCCCCAGCCGACGAGAAGCCGUACCACCGGUGGAGACGACGACGAGCUGCAGCGUGCUCUCCAGGCGAGUAUCGACAGCAACAACGACGAGCAGAGACGCCGAAACCAGGACAGACAGGAGGAGGACGACCUCCAGAAGGCCCUCAGAAUGUCCGAGGAGGAGGAGGCGCGGAAAAAGCGCGAGGCGGAGGAGUCGACCAAGAAUGCGCUCUUCGACGACAGCUUGAACCUCGACUCCAACAACCUCUACCAGCAGCAGAACCAGCAGCCCGUCGACUUGUUCGCCCAGCAGCCUACUGGCUUCCAGCUCGUGGACGUCAACAACCCGUGGGGCCAGCAGCAGCUUCAGCCCCAGUACACGUCGUACAACCCAUUCCACGCUCAGAUGCUCGCCCAGCAGCAGCAACAGCAGCAGGAAGAGGAGCUCCGCCAGCAGCAGUUGCUCCAGCAGCAGCAACAGCAAGAGUACUUGCGCCAGCAGCAGCUCCUCCAGCAACAGCAGCAGGCCAGCUUGCUUCCCCAGCCUACUGGCUACGGCUCAAACAACCCGUUCGCGCCCAAGCAGCCCCAGUCGUCGCUUCUUGACCCUCAGCCAGGAAGCAGCUUCAACAACUCAUUCCUUCCCGUGCCCCAGGCUACGACGUCGCAGACGCCUUCUCCGUCGUUCACGCAGCAGCAGCCGCUCACACCGUCGUCGCCUCCCAAGACGACUGUCAAGCCUGCAUGGCAGGCGCCUGUCAGAGCCGACGACGGCAACCACGCGGACCUUGCCAACCUCAUUGGCCGUGGUCGCGAGGACGGCCUCGACACGUUCGGCAACGUUGGAAACCUGCGUGUGCCCACAGGCAGCGUGUUCCACCAGUCGAACCGCGUUGCGGUCCAGCAGACUGGCAUUCAGUCGCAGGCUACGGGCUUCGGUGCCAACAACCCAUUCGGCCGCCCCCCGCAGCAGCAGCAGCAGAACAGCGACCAACCCUUCUUCUCCAUCUAGGCGUAUGUCGUGUUGAUUGAAUAUUCACGAACAGGUGUUGUUAUGCCUGGUAUUUGGCGCAUUGGGGGAGCAUUAGCGGAAGGAGCCAUUGGUGUUUGUUGUGGCGAAUUGUUAGAUAUACCCUUUUCACGUAACGAUAUGCAGUGUUUCGAGGCGAG